Messenger RNA from Brugia pahangi, 1317 nucleotides. The record is from the annotation of a GenBank genome assembly. Lineage: Eukaryota; Metazoa; Nematoda; Chromadorea; Rhabditida; Onchocercidae.
AUGACAUCUCGUAAGCGGAAGAAAAUAGAAGAAAACAUAUGUGACAAUGAUAUACAAACAGAUAUCAGCAGAAUACUCUUGGAGGAUUGUGAUUUAGAUAUAACCAUUCUUCUAAGGAUUCGAAAUUACUUGGAAAACUCAAAGGAUAAAGAAUUAGAAGUUCAAGCAGUGAAAUUAAAAAUUGAACAAGGGUUCAUUAUUCGUUUGCUUUGUCAAUAUGAUGCAAUGGAAUCGGUGAAAGAUAGAGCCAUCUUUGAUAUUCUUUGUUUACUCGAGAGAUCGUAUCAGAUAAGCUUACGACCCUUUUUUCCGAUGGUGUGGGGAAAGCGAGCAAAGGACAAUUACGAAAAAUUGCGCCAACUGGGACAGCUUUUACAUACAAAACUCACUGCGGAUCAGGUUUUGGAUUAUUUAAAUCCAAAAUUGGUAUGGAAUACGUUACUGAAGUCUGAACAAACAACCAGCAUCAAAAUACCUGAGAAGGAUUCUUCAAAUGAGUUGUAUGAUGCCCGUUUCAUACUUCGACUAUUGGCAACCUUGUUAGAUAACCAUGCCAAAAUAAACAGUCGAAAAUUUAUUGAUGUAAAUGGUCUUUCACUUGCAUUUGCAGCAACAAGUUUUAUUAGUCGGAAUGAGCGUUGUGUCGCAUACCUCGUGCUCAGACGGUUUUUACUUCACUUAACAGAAUUGGAUACAGAUUCAUUCCCAGAAAAGUGUCUUUAUAUUUAUCUGUUGCAAAUAUUCAAAAACAGUAUCGAAGAACCAAUUCAACGAUUACCACACGUUGUCGCACAUUUUUUUGCAAGAGUCACGAAAUUGAUUUUGCAUCCCGAAGAUCCAGUCUAUCAACCAGUACUAUCGUUUCUACUGCUUAAGCCAAAUAUUGAUGUUCAAAAUGUUCCUGAAAUUUACAAACUGUUACUGAGUUCAAGUAUAGAGCAUUACAACAAGGAGCGUCAUUGGUGUUUACGCCUGAUAUUGGAUUCACUCAUUGAACCGAAUGAUUACAACAUCUUACAAAAAAGAUUUAACUCAAAGAUGACUAGCUGGGAGCGUGUAUUUUUGUGCCAAUUAUUUAUUACGCUUAUUACUCAUAUUAGAGAUAUUUAUUCUGGUAACGUAAAUAGUGAUUCUAUGGAAAUUAAUUGGCGUAAAACUAUAGUGUACAAAACAUGUGAAAUGCUUGGAAAUAAAGUGUGUAAUGAGUUAGAAAAAGAAAAUGAUGAGGCGAAAAGUACAUGGUUACCGCAAUUAAGACAACUGUUGUGCAAGGAUAGUUGGGUGCCGUCUAUAGACUCGUGCGAUGUUCAAAAUUGA